This is a messenger RNA of Fomitopsis serialis, 468 nucleotides long. RefSeq lists its product as uncharacterized. The transcript has 2 exons. NCBI's taxonomy places the organism in Eukaryota, Fungi, Basidiomycota, Agaricomycetes, Polyporales, Fomitopsidaceae. The coding region runs from base 1 to 468 and encodes 155 amino acids. The record is from RefSeq and is a predicted model, not a curated record.
AUGUCUCGAAAGACGACGCACUCGCCUGGCCAAAACAAGCACGCCGCGUAUAUCCAACGCUCGUCGACGCCCGACUCGUCCGCCGUCAGGCCAUUCGUCCAGAAGUUGCCUGAAGCCGACAAUGCCCUGCUCGCAGUAUCGGAUGACAAAGUCGGGUUCCGGAAGGUGCAUACCGUCAAGGAGUACAAGGAAAGCGAGACGAGGUGCAUCAAGUCCCCACCUAUGCCCGCCGGUACCGCACAGGAGGGCCUCCACAAUCGAUUGGGCGGGCUGCAGGCCACGGUUCCAAGGACGGCAGUCGUGCUACGUAAAGGUGACGUCGAUCUGCUGUCAGACACUCUUCGCUCCCUGGCCGACAGCGACGUGCCGUGGAGCGUGCGUGGCAGCCCGUCCCUGGCCAUGCGAUCUGCAACCUUGGCCGACGCCAUGGCGAUCCUGAGCGGGGGAUCCUCACGUCGCGUCGUGUAA